This is a messenger RNA of Saccharomycodes ludwigii, 972 nucleotides long. RefSeq names its product Mob2p (gene MOB2). Gene Ontology annotation, molecular function: protein kinase activator activity. The record is from RefSeq and is a predicted model, not a curated record. Bases 1 to 972 code for a protein of 323 amino acids. Gene Ontology annotation, cellular component: nucleus; cytoplasm. Gene Ontology annotation, biological process: cell division; positive regulation of protein phosphorylation; signal transduction. Lineage: Eukaryota; Fungi; Ascomycota; Saccharomycetes; Saccharomycodales; Saccharomycodaceae. The transcript has 2 exons.
AUGUCCUUUUUUUCAUCCUUUAGAGCAUUUGGUAGAAAUAAUAAAAAGGCAAAGCAAUCGCAGCCUAAUACUUCAAAUUUAAAUAAUAAUAAUGGUGUGAAUAAUAGUAAUAAUAAUAAUAAUACUACUACUACUACUACUACCAAUAAUAAUAAUAAUAAUAACAUUGGUCUAACGCAACCAUCUGCGAUGCAAGGUGCUGCGUAUAGCAAACCUUCUGUACCAAGUUCACCAUAUUUAACUGCACAUGGUUCAAAUUCCAAACUAUCUAUGAAAAAACAUACAACCGGUAAAAAAUUCUUUCAAACUUCAAAUGAUUCAAGAGCGCAAACUACGAAUGAUUCAAGACUGCAAACAAGCAAUAACAAUUCACCCGUCCAAACCCAACAGAUUAUGUUUUUAAGUGAACCAUUUGUAAGGACUUCGUUAGUUAAAGGUUCUUUUAAAACUAUUGUACAGUUACCUAAAUAUGUAGACUUGAAGGAAUGGGUAGCUUUAAACGUAUUUGAAUUCUAUACUAAUCUAAAUCAGUUUUAUGGUGUAAUAGCUGAGUAUGUUACACCCGAAGCUUAUCCAACAAUGAACGCAGGUCCACAUACAGAUUACCUAUGGCUGGAUGCUAAUAAUAGACAAGUGUCACUACCAGCAAGUCAAUAUAUAGAUUUGGCUUUAACUUGGAUCAAUAACAAGAUCAAUGAUAAAAACUUGUUCCCAACAAAAAACGGGAUUUUAUUCCCAAAUAAUUUUGCACGUGAUGUUCAAAGGAUAAUGAUUCAGCUUUUUAGAAUUUUUGCGCAUAUAUAUCAUCACCAUUUCGACAAAAUCGUACACGUAUCACUAGAAGCCCACUGGAAUUCUUUCUUUGCACACUUUAUCAGUUUCUGUAAAGAGUUUAAUUUAAUUGAUAGAAGAGAAAUGUUUCCUUUGUUGCCACUAAUUGAAAAUUUUGAAAAACAAGGAAAAAUAAUAUAA